This is a messenger RNA of Candoia aspera, 3468 nucleotides long. It is a transcript of the gene ARNT, whose product is annotated as aryl hydrocarbon receptor nuclear translocator. NCBI's taxonomy places the organism in Eukaryota, Metazoa, Chordata, Lepidosauria, Squamata, Candoiidae. The record is from RefSeq and is a predicted model, not a curated record. Gene Ontology annotation, cellular component: nucleus; cytoplasm; aryl hydrocarbon receptor complex. The transcript has 22 exons. The coding region runs from base 60 to 2399 and encodes 779 amino acids. Gene Ontology annotation, biological process: regulation of transcription by RNA polymerase II. Gene Ontology annotation, molecular function: RNA polymerase II cis-regulatory region sequence-specific DNA binding; DNA-binding transcription factor activity, RNA polymerase II-specific; protein dimerization activity.
GAUCUGGCGUGCGAGAGGGGUCGCGGAGUCUGGGCGGGGGGGUGCCCGCCUGUGCAGCCAUGGCAACCACCGCCGCGGGGCAGGAAAUGGCAUCGGAUGCCCCUUCGUUGGGAGCAGCUUCUGGAACGUCAGGACCAGGCACACAUCCGGGCGGGAGCCUCGCCCAGAGAACCAACAAGCGGAGGACGGGGCUCGAUUUUGAUGACGAUGGCGAAGGGAACAGCAAGUUUCUCAGAUGUGAUGAUGACCAGCUCUCCACGGACAAAGAGCGAUUUGCCAGGUCUGAUGACGAGCAGAGCUCGGCGGAUAAGGAAAGAUUGGCCAGGGAGAACCACAGCGAGAUCGAGCGUCGGCGCCGGAACAAGAUGACCGCCUACAUCACGGAGCUCUCCGACAUGGUGCCCACCUGCAGCGCCCUGGCCCGCAAGCCGGACAAGCUCACCAUUCUGCGCAUGGCCGUCUCCCACAUGAAGUCUCUCCGGGGCACCGGGAACACCUCCACAGACGGCGCCUACAAACCUUCGUUCCUCACCGACCAGGAGCUCAAACACUUGAUCCUGGAGGCCGCAGACGGGUUCCUCUUCAUCGUCUCCUGUGAGACGGGCCGGGUGGUCUACAUCUCCGACUCGGUGACGCCCGUCCUGAACCAGCCCCAGUCGGAGUGGUUCGGAAGUACCCUCUACGAUCAGGUGCACCCGGACGACGUGGAGAAGCUGCGGGAACAGCUGUCCACCUCGGAGAAUGCGCUGACCGGCCGGAUCCUCGAUCUGAAGACGGGGACGGUCAAGAAGGAGGGCCAGCAGUCCAUGAGGAUGUGCAUGGGGUCCCGCAGGUCCUUCAUCUGCCGGAUGAGAUGCGGGAAUGCGGCAGUUGAUGCCAUCUCCAUGAACCGCCUCAGCUUCAUGAGGAAUAGGUGCAGGAACGGGCUGGGCACUGUCAAAGAGGGCGAACCCCAUUUCGUGGUUGUCCACUGCACGGGCUACAUCAAAGCUUGGCCACCAGCAGGAAUUUCGCUGCCUGAGGACGACCCAGAUGCCGGACAGGGAAGCAAAUUUUGCCUGGUUGCCAUCGGCCGGUUGCAGGUCACGAGCUCACCCAGCUGCACGGACAUGAACACGGUGUGUCAGCCCACCGAGUUCAUCUCCCGACACAACACGGACGGGCUCUUCACCUUCGUGGACCACCGCUGCAUGGCCACGGUUGGCUACAAGCCCCAGGAGCUCUUGGGGAAGGACAUUGUUGACUUCUGCCACCCUGAGGACCAGCAGCUUCUGAGGGACAGUUUCCAGCAGGUGGUGAAACUGAAAGGCCAGGUGCUCUCCAUCAUGUUCCGUUUCCGGUCCAAGAACCGGGAAUGGCUCUGGAUGCGGACUAGCUCCUUCACCUUCCAGAAUCCCUACUCGGACGAGAUCGAGUACAUCAUCUGCACCACCACCAGCGUGAAGAACGCCAGCCAGGAGGCCCGCCCGGCCGGGUCAAACCCGAUGCAGAGGCCCCAGCUGGGCCCCAGCGUCAGCCUGCCUUUGGAGAUGGGCCCGGGGCACCUGGCGGCCAGGCCGCAGCCGGCACAGCCAGCAGAGCUUGACGUGGUCCCCGGAAGAGAAAGUUUAGCCGGCUACGACCACCCGCAGGCCACCCUUCAGGCUGUGAGCGCCCCUGGUCCAGAGCACAGCAAGCCUCUGGAGAAGACUGAGGCCCUCUUUGGUCAGGAGCGGGACCCUCGCUUCAGUGAAAUCUACAGCAGCAUCAGCCCAGACCAGGCCAAGCCCAUUUCGGCCAGCUCGGUGCCCACCAGCCAGUCCCUCUUCUCCCCGGGGAAUAGCUUUGCAGCUUCACGCCCUGCCGAGGGCUUCCGGAGCAGCACCCUGGCGCCCCCUGUGAACAUCCUCCCACCUGGCCAGGCACACGCGACCACAGCUGGACCCAUCCUGGCUCACCUCUCCCGCCACGCCAGCCCCAGUCAGGUCUCUGGAACCGCCUGGGCUUCGGGAUCACGCCCGCCUUUCACCACCCAACCGGCAGCUUCCCAGCCUGUGAAGACUCGGCCGCCCUCUUUUGCCAUGGGGGGCUUCCAGGCCACGCCGUCCUCCUUCAGCCCCAUGCCAAAUCCUGGUUCCGCUGCCUCGCCGGCCGGGGCUCCCUACCCAAACCUCGCCGGCCGGAAUGCCCCUUUCGCGGCGGGGGAGAGCGGGCAGAGUCCGGCCCCGUUCCAGGCGCGGACGGCAGAAGGCGUCGGCGUUUGGCCACAGUGGCAGAGCUCCGGCGAGUCCCACGUCCAGCAGCCGUCUAGCCAGCCGGAGGUCUUCCCGGAUAUGUUGUCUAUGCUGGGGGAGCAGGGCGCCAGCUACAGCAACGAGGAGUUCCCUGAACUGAACAUGUUUCCUCCCUUUUCGGAGUAAGAGAGGGACGCAGCCUGCCGUGAGGGGCAGUUUUUGGUGCGGCGGCGUGGGGAGCGCCACGGGCUCUCUUCUUCACCUUCCGCCCCCUUUCAAAGUGCGCCCAAGUCUUCCCGUCGGGGGGAACAGAAGCGUCGGGGUGUCGCAGGAGGGGCCGUCUCGGACUCAGCUUCCUCGCCCGGCCUCUGGGGACGCCCCGGGAUAAGACACUUCCUCCUCGUCAGCCCUGCAACGGAACUCGGAACCUCAGAGAGGGAUUCAGGCAACUGGAGGGAGGAGCGGAUGGGAUUUUUCCCCUCCUGCAUCCAAGGAAAGGCUCGGCAGGUUUUUUGUUUCGUUUCGUCUUUUUGUUUCGUUUUUAAUUCUGUGACAUAAUCUUUUAUACCUACAUUGUAUUCUCGUUUAUACACGUUGGGGAGCCAAAUUUUGUCGAGAUGCUGCUGCUCCUGAUGUGAUUUUUGUGACUUGUGAACUCGGGGGGUAUCUAAGGACGCCUUGCCCCGUAUUUCUUCCCUUGCACGCUCGCACACGCGUGUCUCCUGCCCCUCUCACAAGCAGUAUUAAUGAAAGGUGGAGGGCUCGCGUGCCGCCGCCGCCUCCCCCUCCGGCCCCUUCGUUGGCUCGCUUGCCUUUCCGCGCCUCCGUCUUGCCACUCCUGUGUGCUGCGCUUGGAGAAUGUGCGGGCGCAGUCUCCUUCGUGGAAGCCCGGCUUUUGGGGAUGGAGCGAUUGGCAACCCCGGGCGACAGCGAGGAGCCCAGGAGGAGCACGGGCCCUGUUUUGCUGGUGGGGAAAAUGAGGUUUAGAGCCCCGACUUUGCAAGCAGCUUUUCCACUCUCCGAAGGAACGAAGAGAACUCUGGUCCAACUGCGGAGGCUGCCAAGGGAAGCGGGUCGGAAUGGCCUGCCCUUUUCAGCGCCAGUCGCAUCCAGACCCCGCUGGCCACCCUCCGACCCGCACGGUUAACGUGGGCUGGGCUUCUUUCCAGUGACCCCCUCCCCGUCUGCGCUAAGGCCUUUUCUUUAUGCGCUUUACGAUGGGGACACUUAAAAGCCAUAAAAAUUGCACAAAGAG